Messenger RNA from Heteronotia binoei (common prickly gecko), 2491 nucleotides. RefSeq names its product limb and CNS expressed 1 like (gene LIX1L). NCBI's taxonomy places the organism in Eukaryota, Metazoa, Chordata, Lepidosauria, Squamata, Gekkonidae. Gene Ontology annotation, biological process: autophagosome maturation. The transcript has 6 exons. Bases 28 to 1092 code for a protein of 354 amino acids. Gene Ontology annotation, cellular component: cytoplasm. The record is from RefSeq and is a predicted model, not a curated record.
CCACUCCUUCAGCGACUCGGCGUUGCCAUGAUGAUGGAGUCUCUGCGAGCCCAGCGGCUGCAACCGGGCGUCGGGGGAACGCUGCGAUCGCUACGGCCUGGCGUGACCAACUCCCUCCCCGGCGCUCCUGCCGUCUCCGCGCCGCCGCCGCCUCUCCCGCCGCCCCCUCCGCCGCUCGGGCUCAACUUGGGGCCUCCGCCGCCGCCCCCUCCGCCGCCCUUGCCGCCUCUCCCGCCGCCGCUGCUGUCUGGCGCGGUCGGCGCCUCCUGCUCCCCUGGAGGGUCGGCGACCGGGCCGCCUGCCGUGCUGAGGGAAGCCGUCGAGGCGGUGGUCAGGAGCUUCGCCAAGCACACUCAGGGAUACGGCCGCGUCAAUGUUGUAGAAGCUCUUCAGGAGUUUUGGCAGAUGAAGCAGUCACGUGGUGCUGAUCUGAAAAAUGGCGCUCUGGUGGUUUAUGAGAUGGUCCCAUCCAACAGUCCUCCAUAUGUUUGCUAUGUCACUUUGCCUGGAGGGAGCUGUUUUGGCAGUUUUCAGUUUUGCCCCACCAAAGCUGAAGCAAGGAGAAGUGCAGCCAAAAUUGCUCUAAUGAAUUCUGUCUUCAAUGAACACCCAUCCCGAAGAAUCACAGAUGAAUUUAUUGAAAAAAGUGUCUUGGAGGCCUUGGCAUCUUUCAAUGGUAAUAGAGAAGAGGCAGAUAAUCCGAGCACUGGCAUUGGAGCUUUCCGCUUCAUGUUGGAGUCAAACAAAGGGAAGUCAAUGUUGGAAUUCCAGGAAUUGAUGACAGUCUUUCAACUGCUGCACUGGAAUGGGAGCCUUAAAGCCAUGCGAGAGAGGCAGUGUUCACGUCAGGAGGUGUUGGCUCACUACUCACACCGUGCUCUGGAUGAUGACAUCAGGAACCAGAUGGCAAUGGACUGGGUCAGUCGGGAGCAGAAUAUCCCAGGGGCCCUUUCCAGGGAGCUGGCCUCAACGGAACGGGAAUUGGAUGAAGCCCGGCUGGCUGGGAAGGAACUACGAUUCCACAAGGAGAAGAAAGACAUCCUGAUGUUGGCAGCUGGCCAGUUGGGGAAUAUGCACUCUUCCAACUGUUAGGACCACAGAGAUCUGUUCUGCUUCUCUUCUUCCCUCCUCCUUCUCCAUAGAGCUAGCCUGCUAAAGGGAUCUGACCUAGUUUUUAACAAGUUUGAGGAGGCAAAAUAAGCAAAUCACCUUUUAAAAAAUUCUGAUAACCUCCAGACAUUUGAAGUUACGCAUAUACUGUUGAAUUUGGAGGGGGCAGAUAUUCCUGUUGUGUUCUAAAGUAUUGAAGUUGGCAAAUUAAUUACCUUUUUCUAGUCAGUCAAGAUACAAGUAUCCAUCAGUUGGUUAACAAAAAGAACAUUUCAGAAUCUGGAAAUUUUUGCCAAAUUUUGUAUUUGUUCCCUCUUCAGUUUCAGGUGUAAUCUGAACCACGUUACAAGUGCACAGAUGCCUUCUUUUCAAGAACUGUGUCCUGUUUGCACAUAUUUUAAAUUUUUUGUAGAUGUUUCUGUAUAGAUUUUAUACUUGGGUCUCCUCAGUUCAUGUGUUCUCUCCACUAGAGAAUUUCUAAUGAGUCUGAGCACCUUUUAAAUGUAGCUCUUUCAGUGUUAAACACUUAGACCUCCAUUCUUUCCAGGUAUUGUACAGCUAUCAGUAUUAAAUAUAAAUGUAGCAUUUCCAGGAGAAUACAAGCUUGUGCCAUGGAUAUGAUAGAUAAUGACACAUUUCUUUUAAAUCCUAGGUAUUUUUUUCAGUGAAACCUGGCUUGAUAUAGCCUCCCUUCCCUCACUUACCUGAAAAGCACAGCACUUAAAACACUCUGUUGCAGUAAUCCUUCAGCAUCUGCUAGAGUUCUGUUUCAGUUGGGUUGCCUCAGGAUUUGUGGCAUCUUGUUUUGCCUGGUAUCUGUGUGUAAAAUUUCACAUAGUAUGAGAACUGGAGGAUACAGAAAAUUGCAAUGGGUUUUAGAUGUUUAUAUGUAAUGUUUUUGCUUUUCUAGUGACUUAAGCCCAGGCAGAAUCUCAGUGCCUAAAGGAGUUGCCCUGGCUUUGGAGAAUAUUAUGUUUAUCUAGCAAUUACGCUAAGGUGGAGAGCUCCUGGUCUUUGGCAUUUAAUCCUCUUUGCUUCUUGCUGUAGUAGGUAAGUGGGUAGUCAGGAGGGCUGCUUCUAAAGCUCUCAGUAGCUGAUACUCUUCAAGCGGAAUGUGUGUCUCUCACGCCGGCUCAUCUUUCUGAGUCUGGAUUACUUUGACUGGGUUCCAGAAGAUGCAGUAUACUUGGAGUUGCCAAUGGAAAACCUAGUCCGUUCAUGCUAUCAUAUAGGCUGCUUUUAUUACCGGAAUGGUGUUUGUGCCAGAGCCCUGGAUUCAGUUGGUUCCUUGAAAGAUCGUACCAAGAUCCCAGCUCUGGGACUGUUUUGCUCACAUGGUUUCCAUUAGCCAGUGUGUACAUAAACCUCUUAUGAACUGAGA